AUGUUUCAGCACAAAGCCAACGAGGUAAGCUUCAUGCACAGCAAGGCGUCGAAAGAUUGCCGGUUUGCUCUUCCUGGAUUCGGAAGACCGUUGGACUAUGCCCCCAUGGAGAAAAAUAUAUAUGGCGUGGAAAGUCGCAGUAUGUUUCCUUCUGCGUUGGACGAUCGGGACAUUGAAGCAGGAUAUGCCGACUUGCCUGUUCUCACUUUGCGCGAGAUCGCCAUGGUAGAUUACAUGGAGGAUAUUACCGACAUUCCAGAGUGGUGGAAGAAGGUCUUCGAUCCUACAAUCCAGGAAGAGUGGAAGAGGGCUGCCGUGAACGGCGACAGAGACAUUACGCUCAACAUGGCCCAGUGGGUCAUUGAGGAGCUUCAAUUCAAAGCCAUGAUUUAUGAGACCACCCAGGUCGUUGCUCUGUACAAUGGGGAUGUCACAAAGUCCGAUACAAACUUUCCUGAUUCCUUGAUGAACAGCCUCAAGACUCAUAUCAAGACUCUAGAGUUUGACCAAGAGAUCCUGAAGUUUUAUCACCCAGGACCUCUCGCCAAACAACGGGACUUCAUUGCUAUGGCGCUCUACCCACUCGUCUAUGGCAAAACUCGCAUCCUCACUGACAGAGUGAUCACAUUGGACGAAGCUCUUGACUACGCCGGCCAGGGUGAGGUAAUUCCGGUCCCAAAGGAGACAGGGAUCACCAGAGAAGACAUUUCCUGGCGAGCCAUGUCGCGUGCAGAUGUACAAGUUCGGCCCUACAGUCGGGAUUACCAGUGUUUGCCCUCAGAUUGGGAAUUCCGGGAUGAUGGCCGCUGGCAUAUUGCCACAUACAUCAACAACCUGCACCCGGUCAAGCAUAGACAUAUCUACAAGCUUGUCGAGGAGGCAUUCAAUGGUAUCAUCCCGCAAUGGAAUGCCACUUUGACCCCCCUCAAGGAUAUGCUCCAUUCUCGUGCUCGCAUCGAGUAUCACAAAGCAGAGUACUACCCAGUUGCCAAAGAAGCGGCGUCCCAAGCACCUCAGAUAAAGCCAAGAGAGGCACAGAGCGAGUUUGACGAGCGAAUGGAAGAAUGGAAAAUGAAGAACUACAAAGCUAUUCAGCCCGAUGCAGGCAAAUUCUUGCCAUGGGCAGUCCCUCCUUGGAUGAUGGACAAGCUUCCGGCUGACCUGCCGGCUUCUGUUCGAAUUGAACAGGGUGUGGAUCUCAACCGAGACUACAAAGAGCGUGGUCUGCAAGUCAUCACUCGUAUGCUGGGAAUCGAUCUCACCCCCGAGAACUCUGCCUUUGCAGCCGACUGGCAUGUCGAAGGCACGAUGAACGAACAUAUCUGUGCCUCCGCAUUCCUGACCUACGAACACAACAACGUCAACGACUGUUACAUGGAGUUCCGUAACAUGGUCGAGACAGCUUCUUUGACUGAGGUCGACCACGAGCCCAACGACUUCAUCUGGCUGCGUCAGGUCUUCGGCCUUGAAAAUAACGAGCCAGCCAUCCAAGCUCCCGGCUCUAUUCGUGCCAUGCCAGGUCGUUGCAUCAUGUACCCGAGUACAAUACAGCACAAGUUUACUCGUUUCGAGCUGAAAGAUAAAACGAAGCCUGGAUUCGCACGCGCUUUGGUCUUCCUACUUGUUGACCCUAACAUUCGGAUCAUCUCUACGGCUAAUAUUCCACCUCAGCGUCUUGAUUGGACCAUAGAUGUUCCCGAACUUGGAAACGAGUUGAAAGAGGCCAUGGCGAAGCUGGCGCUUGACAAUCGAAAUUCAAAGGGUCAUAUGCCAAUGACGCUCGACGAGGCUUUGGAGCAUCGGGCCAAGGUUUUGCAAGGAAUUAUAGAGUUUGCGCGCUAUCAAGGUGUUGCUUUCGAGUCGAAUCUUCUGAUGCUUUGA
This is a messenger RNA of Penicillium brevicompactum, 1881 nucleotides long. Its product is annotated as DUF4246 domain-containing protein. The record is from RefSeq and is a predicted model, not a curated record. NCBI's taxonomy places the organism in Eukaryota, Fungi, Ascomycota, Eurotiomycetes, Eurotiales, Aspergillaceae. The transcript has 4 exons. Bases 1 to 1881 code for a protein of 626 amino acids.